UUCCUUCACUUGCUUUCUUUCUCUUGUCUCGCGCGGACGCGAAACCCUCGCGAUCGAUCUCCGUCCGCCGUGAAAGGGUCUUGGUCUUUCGUGGGGAGCUUGGUCCGUUGGUAGUUCUUGAACUGCCACCAGCAGGAUUCAGCUUGGAGUGGAGAGGGGCCGGUUCGAUCGGUGGGCGGUCGAGAGUUCGGGUUUAGGCCGGGUGCCGGAAGCGGGGUGGCGCUGCCGGUGACGGAUGGCGCUGUUCAAGAGGCUGUUCUUCCGGAAGCCGCCCGAUCGGCUGCUGGAGAUUGCCGAACGCGUUUACGUGUUUGACUGCUGUUUCUCGACUGAAACCACGGGAGAAUGUGAGUACAAGAACUAUAUGGGUGGGGCAUUUGCCCAACUGCAGGGCUAUCACCCGGAUGCGUCCUUCAUGGUUUGUAAUUUCAGAGAAAGAGAUAAGAGGAGCCAAAUUUCAGACAUUUUGUCGGAGUAUGAUAUCAUGGUCAUGGACUACCCGCUGCAGUCCAAGGGAUGUCCUUUGCUCCCUUUGGUGAUGAUCCACCAUUUCCUGAAGUCAAGCGAGAGCUGGCUGUCAAUGGAAGGGCUACAUAAUGUAUUGCUGAUGCACUGUGAGCGGGAAGGUUGGCUGGUCCUUGCCUUCAUGCUUGCUAGCUUACUCCUUUACGGGAAGCAGUACACUGGGGAACAAAAGACUCUUGAAAUGGUGUACAAGCAAGCUCCUAAGGAAUUCCUUCAUCUUUUGUCCCCCUUGAACCCUCAACCUUCUCAUCUUAGAUACCUUCAAUACAUAUCCAGACGAGGUAGCAUGUCAGAUUGGCCUCCACGAGAAACCACUUUCACCUUGGAAUGCCUGAUUAUCAAAGCCAUUCCCAGGUUUGAUCGCGAAGGUGGCUGUAGGCCAAUGGUUCGCAUAUACCGGCAAGACCAUUUGACACCCACAAGCAGUAGUCCAAAGAUGCUUUUCGCAACACCAAGGACCAAGAAGCACAUUCAUCAUUAUAGACAGGCUGUAACAACAAAAAUUAAUGCUUGUUGCUGCAUUCAAGGAGAUAUUGUCAUCGAAUGCCUGCAUCUGGACGAAGAUCUGGAACAUGAGGAAAUGAUGUUCAGAGUCAUGUUUAACACAGCAUUUGUCCAAUCUAAUAUUUUGGCAUUGACACGUGAUGAAAUUGAUCUUGUAUGGAGUGCGAAGGAUCAUUUCCCAAAGGACUUCAAAAUCGAGGUUGUCUUUUCAAACUCUGAUGCUUCCAUAUCUGAUACAAGCACAGAAAUGGUCGUUGAAGGGAGGAAAGAGACACAAUGUGUUUCCAAAGAAGCAGCUGAGUUUUUUGAGGCAGAAGCAUUUAGCAGUUCAGAUUGGCAUGACAUAAAAAGAGAUCCUUAUUUCCAGAUCCAUGAUGCCAAAAGAGAUCCUGGAAGGAGUCCUAAGGACGAAAAUUAUAUUUUGUCAGAGGGAGCAAGGUGCAAAUUGGAAAUGAGUAAUUCUGACGAGGUCUCAAAGAGUAUGAUCACCCAAAAUUUUGCCGAUGUGGAAAAAUUAGGUGUCAACUCAGAAUUUCCUGGUAUGCUCGGUCAAGCUGAGAUUAUUUGUGAAACUGGCAAUUUCAAACAUGAUAAGGAGAUUGUUGCUGAAAGAUUAGUUGAUUUGGACAUUGUGGUUCCAAUUGAAGACAAGAUGAUUGUAGAGAGAAGCACACCCCCUCAGCAUAGGAAUGGCACAUCAACUUCAGAAGCUGAAGAGAAGAUUGCUUUAGAGAACAGCGAUUUUAAUCAAGAGAGAGUAGGUGACAUCAAGGUGUCAGCUAUUCCAGAGAAUAUGAGUCACAAGUUAGAAGCUCCAUCUAUGGCAGGUAUGCUAAAGCAGGAAAGUUCUAUAAAGAGGUCUGCUGCAAGGUAUGAUGAGCCCAGUUCAGAGACAUCUUGUUGUGGUAGACAUACAGGCUCUUUAGUUAUAGGAGAUGAGGUAGAACCACGGGAUAAGAAUCGUUUGGAAACUCUGGGUAUUGGAUUCCAAACAAUGAGUGGAUUACCUACCACUAGCACAAAACCUAAGGUAAAUGAUGAAAUGUCUGUGCUUGCAGACUACAUGGUUGCAUGUGAGGAGAAGAAUAUAAUAGAAGUGAGCAAUUACCAACAUGAAUUAAAGGACAUUGUUGUUCUAGCUGUUGAAGAUGAUACGACUGAAAUGUGUGAUAUCAAGCAUGAUUCAGCUCACAUUGUUACAGAUAAGAUGAUAAAUUUGCAUGAUAUACAUUGUGAGUCAGAAGCACAAGCUCUGAAAGUAAAGGCUGAAAGCAUAUUAGAGCAAAGAGAGUGUAAACCUAACCCAGAGAUUACUGUUAACAGGAAAAAGUUCAUUCUGGUUGACAAGGCUCAUAAUCCAGGGAACCAGGAUAUAGAAAACAAAGGGAAGUUCAAGAUGGAAAUGCAUGUGGGGAAAGAUAAUACAGAGAAUGGUGUUUCUGAAAGUGAGAUAGAUCUGAAGGUUGUCAGACAGAAAGCACUAUAUGAUGGUCAAAUGCUGACGCCUAAAGAGUCUCCGUGUACAAUUUCAAAGAAAAUACCAACAUGUAUAAGACUGUCUGAUUCCGGUGUAAUAAAAACAAGGAUUAAGCAACAAGAAAGUGUCGGAUAUGGUCUGCCUCCUCUUUCACCAGCUAUACUUUCAUGUUCAUUUGCUAAAGGCCUGUCUUGUCCACCUAUGCUCUUAGGAGAAUCUACCAAAGGCCUACCACUCCUCGAUUCCCAUGUGAUCUCAGGAGCUUCUGUCAAAAGUGCAGCUCUGCCUCCUCCUCCACCAUCACCACCCUCAUGUCCUAAAGCCAAUAUGAAAGGUGCUCUUCUGCCACAACCACCUUCUGCUCCACCUCACGCCAAAAAUUUGUUACCUCCUCCUUUGUUGCUACCAAAUCGAGGAGGAAGAACUCAAGGUCCACCACCUUCACCUCCACCUCCAUCUCCUCUUGACCAAAAUGUUGGUGUAUAUAUUCCUCAUCCUCCUCAUUCAGCAAUAUCUGUUAAAUGCUUUUCAAUGAUGCCUCCUGCUCCACCACUAGAGCCAUUGCUAAAUUCUCACUCAAAUGCAUCAAAACCCCCAGAAGGUGCUGCCCCUAUCCUGUCUCCACCUCCAUCUGCAACUCAUGGUGGAGCUCGACCUCCACUACGUGCUCCAGGAGCACAUGGUGGCGCUCCUCCUCCUCCACCACCUCCUAGAGCUCGUACUCCUAAACAGCGAGCCUCUCCUCAUGUAAGACGACUUCCUUCUUCUACUGUGUCAGCUAUGCCUGUUUCUCAGGUUGAUGCUAGAGGUAUAUCACCUAGGCAUGGACUCAUAUGUCCAACAAGUUCAGUGAGUUCAGCACCUUGUAGGUCAUCACUGAAGCCAUUGCACUGGGUGAAAGUAACAAGAGCAGUUCAAGGAAGCAUAUGGGCAGAACUUCAAAAAUCUGAGGAUGCUUCAAAUGCUUCAGAAUUUGAUGUAUCUGAACUUGAAAGACUCUUCCCAGCAGUGGUACCCAAAAAUGAUAUCUCUAAAACUGAGGGUCGUCAUAAAUUUCUUGGAUUGAAACCUGACAAAGUUCGCUUGAUUGACUUAAGGCGGGCUAACAACACUGAAAUCAUGCUGACAAAAGUCAAGAUUCCACUUUCUGAUUUGGUGAGUGCUGCUCUUGCAAUGGAUGAUUCUAUUUUAGAUGUGGAUCAAGUGGAAAAUAUGAUCAAAUUUUGUCCAACCAAAGAGGAAAUGGAGCUGCUGAAGGGGUACACUGGAGACAAGGACCAGCUUGGUAAAUGUGAGCAGUAUUUUCUAGAGUUGAUGAAAGUUCCACGUGUGGAGUCGAAACUAAGAGUUUUUUCUUUCAAGAUUCAGUUUGGCUCACAGGUUUUGGAUAUUAGAAAGAGUUUAAACACUAUAGACUCUGUUUGUGAACAGGUUUGCAGUUCUGCCAAAUUAAAGGAGAUAAUGAAGAAAAUUCUGUACCUUGGAAACACAUUAAACCAAGGAACUGCAAGAGGCUCAGCUAUUGGUUUCCACCUGGACAGUCUUCUAAAACUUACUGAUACUCGUUCCACCAACAAUAAGAUGACACUGAUGCAUUAUUUAUGCAAGGCACUUGCUAUCAAGUCCCCACAUCUUCUGGAUUUUCAUGAGGAUAUUACAAGUUUGGAAGCUGCAUCUAAGAUACAACUGAAAUAUUUGGCUGAAGAAAUGCAGGCCGUAGUCAAAGGGUUGGAGAAGGUCGGGUUUGAGCUGCAAGCUUCUGAAAAUGAUGGCCCUAUAUCUGAAGUAUUUCUAAAGACCCUGAAGGAGUUUACUGCUGUUGCUGCAGCUGAAGUACAAUCCUUAACAAUGCUUUAUACUGAAGUGGGUAGAAAAGCAGAUGCCCUUGCCUUAUACUUUGGCGAAGAUCCUGCACAAUGUUCUUUUGAACAAGUAGUGACUACUCUUCGGAAUUUCAUAUCGUUAUUUCGGCGGGCACAUCAGGAUAACUGCAAGCAGGCUGAGCUUGAGAAGAAAGCUGAGAAAGAUUGGGGGAUAGACAAGUCCAAAUCUUCGACACCCAGGAGUAGAGCUGUCAAGGACACCAGAGAAACAAAUCGAGAUAAAAAUGUCAGAUGACCAUCCACCUGCUUAUUGACUACUAUUUUAAUUAGCUUGUCCCAAAUAAUACUCCACCUCAUGAUAUCCCUCCAUUGUUGAUGAGAAAAGAGUACUGCCUGCCAAGCGACUCAGGUCAGGAAUGAUAGAACUGAACCCGAGAUGCUGCAUCAAACAUGGCACCGGAAUCAUGAUACGGGAGAUCCCAGGAUGGUGAUCUACUUGUCUGGUAAUCUUAAUCUAUUGUGUAUCUAGGCGCUAAGUUUGUUGGUUGCUGGGUUCAGAUGUCAACAGGUACCCCUGGUACUGAAUGCCAAAUCUCAGUUCCUGUAACUAUGAUUAUGAUACAGAGCUAACAUGAGUUGGUAUGAUUCUUUUUGUAAAGUCAUGAUUGGUUCCGCUAAACAAGAACUUGUGUAAAAAAUAAAAAAAAA
Messenger RNA from Musa acuminata subsp. malaccensis (wild Malaysian banana), 5037 nucleotides. Its product is annotated as formin-like protein 5. NCBI's taxonomy places the organism in Eukaryota, Viridiplantae, Streptophyta, Magnoliopsida, Zingiberales, Musaceae. The record is from RefSeq and is a predicted model, not a curated record.